Molecule: messenger RNA, 3173 nt
Organism: Penicillium brasilianum
Lineage: Eukaryota; Fungi; Ascomycota; Eurotiomycetes; Eurotiales; Aspergillaceae
Source: the annotation of a GenBank genome assembly
GAAAGUUAGACCCCAGCUGCGGCACCUGCACGUGCCGCCGGAAAUGUUAAAAGUGGGAAGAAAGUGGGUCGAGCAGAGGCGGGUGGUUAUUUAACCGAAAGCGCAUUCGAGACGAAAACCACUGCAAUGCACCUCCCAUGAACGUCACUGGCAACACACGGCAGGGGCCCACGACCGAGGGCAGCGCAUCGGGGAAAGGGCGCCGGCGCAUCAGGCCCUCUCGGGCACGUGGACUGAGAACCAGAACAGGAUGUCUCACUUGCAGGGAGAGACGCGUGAAAUGCGACGAUGGUAAACCUACAUGCUUGCGUUGCUCCAAAUCUCAUCGGGUCUGUCGAUAUACCCAGGAUGCUUUCCACGACGUUGAUCAGACCCGUGCCGCUACGGUCGGGAACAAUAGGGAUGUCACUAGAGCGCAACCGGACUCAAGUGUCGAGUGGCGUGAGGUAGUCCGCGUUAGCGAUGACCUAGCAAACGACAUACAUGCGACUCAAGCGGUAUCGCAAAGUCCUCACUCACAACAGGGAGAUAUUGGGACAGCAACGCAUUUUCAAGCUAGUUUUUCCGCCUCUGAUGAAAAUGCCGUGCCGAUGCACCGAACCGAGUCAACUGAGAUACCACACAAUAACAAUCUGAAUGAGCCUAACCAGCAAAGCCUGCCCAGCUUUGGCUCGACAUUCUCGGAAUCUCCGCUCUCGCUGAGCCAGGUAUCCCUGCUGAACAUCUCCCCCUUUGAAUGGUACGAUUUGUUGGCACGUGAUGCGAUCAGCAACAUCCAGCAUUUGUCUCAUACCUCCAAUGGAGAUUUGAGCUGGAAAUCAUUCGAGCUUGCCCUCUCUCGUAAACAGUCUCCAGUCCCAGAGUGUGCUGGCCCUCAGCUCGAACAAGCUAGAAGACCCGACGUGCAGCAGCACGAAAUCAACUUUAACGAUCGAGAUGGCAGACCUGACGAAUCUUCAUCAAAUGAUCAACGAUCAUCUGAACUUUGGAAUACAACAACGAGGAUAAAACUAUCGGAAAUUGACUUGAAGUUCUUCCGAUAUUACGUCGAAAUUGUUGGGCCAAUCCUGGACUUAUUUGAUCCUGCACGGCAUUUUAGUUACGUGGUUCCCCACCUCGCACUACAAAACUUUGGCCUCUUGAAGUCAAUCCUUGCUGUUGGCGCCAAGCAUAUGUCUCUUUAUUCCUUACAUGCACCUGAUGGAGGUGUAUCAGGUAACAAUCUCGCACUGGAUGCCAGUCCUCCGAUACAACCGGCAAGGACCGGUCUAUCGCCAGAUUCAGAUCAUAAUCCGAGACACAUGGCUACACAAUAUUAUUAUGAAACGCUUGGGUAUCUCUCAAAAACAUUACUUUAUCCCUCUUAUGCCGAGUCGCACGAGAUCUUAGCAACAGCCACCAUGAUCAGCACGUACGAGAUGUUCGAUGCCGACAGUGCCCCGAGCAGGGGCGUCUGGGAGCAGCAUCUGAGAGGCUCUUUCUGGAUUCAACGGUCUCAGGAUAACGAUGGCGAAUCUAUUGACGGCUUGAGACAGGCCGUUUGGUGGGCUUGGCUUAGACAGGAUAUUUGGGCAGCGUUUCAAGCGGGACGACCGACCAUCACCUUCUGGAAUCCACGAAAGCCUCUUGAAGACCUAAAUUCGGAUGAGCUGGCGACGCGAAUUCUCUACCUUUGUGGAAAGUGCGUGAAGUAUGCUGCCUCGGAUGGAUCACUAUCAAAUCAGGACCCAUGGAUGAAAAUCAAGCAAGGCGACCGACUUCUCUGCGCACUGGAUGAUUGGCGUCGUGCCCUUCCUGCUUCAUACCAGCCAGUCACUACCACCAUGAAUGCAACUUCAAAUACCGUAUUCCCACCUAUCUGGAUUCAUCCCAUGAAUCAUGCAGGUGCAAUACAGAUGUACCAUUUCGCGAGGACGGCUGUGUUGUUGAACCAACCCACGAUGGGAGGCCUAAGCACUUACAUGCAACGCGAAAAGCAACUUACCGAAAGCGUUAAAGUGGUCUGUGGGAUCGCCAAUUCUUGUCAGGAAAAUGAGCCUGCAAUGGCGUUUGUCAACGUGCAGUUGGCCGGUUUGUCCGCUCGCCCGAAAUGCGUAACGAGCUUCUUGAUAUUCUACGUAGAAUGCUUCGGAUUAGCGGAUUCCCCGCCAAAGGUCUUAUAACCCGACUCAAGAAGGGCUGGGAGGAAUGAUCUUUAUCGGGAAGUUUAUACUAUAUGCGACGCAUACUCAACGGGACCUUGUCCCAGUGGGAUCGUUUUCAUAAUUUGUAGUAUUUUCUACACCGUACUUAUAAGGCCUACCAAGCACCAACAAUUCCAGCCACCGGAAUAUCAAUGCCAGUGGUAUAUGAGGCACUGUCGGAGAGCAGGUAUACGUAAGCUCCGCCAAGUUCUUUGGGAUCGGCCAACCUGGGCAUGCCGCCAUAGUAUUGCAUCUUGAGAUCCCAGUCUGGAGCUUGAUCCACGAAAUAGGUCAUGGCAGUCUUGAUAAAGCCAGGCGAAAUUGAGUUCACGCGGAUACCAUGCUUAGCCCAUUCCAUUGCAAGUGUGUGUGUCAUAUUUCGCACCGCUCCUUUUGUCGCCCCAUAUGGAGCCGAAGGUGCUGCGCGGUUAGGGCGAUAGGACGUCAUAGAAGCAGUGAAGACGAUUGAUCCUUUAAUUUUCAGAUCAAUGAACCGACGAGCAACAGUCGUGGCGCAGAAGUAGGCACCAAAUACGUUGAGAUUGAAUAGCUGGUCCAAUUGGGCGCGGCUGAAGUCGAGGGCUGGCUGGUGCUUCGUCAUGCCAGCAUUCGCGAUGAAACCAUGGAUAGCACCUCGUGCCGCGAUAACAGCAUCAAUUGCGGAGGUAAUGCUCUCCUCAGAAGUGACAUCACAGCGGACGUAAUGUAGUUUAUUUGGGUUGGCUUUUUGUAGAGCAGCAAACUCUUCUCCGGGCUCGAAGAUGUCUAGGCUGAAAACGUCGGCGGCAUCGUUGGCUAAGCAGACCUCUGCGAGGGCUAGGCCGAUGCCCCGGUUGGCACCAGUGAUGCAAAUGACCUUGCCUUCCAGAGUAAUUUUCCAGUUGUGAUCGGGGCCUGGCUGGGUGUCUAGGAAAACAGGCGAUGCAUUCGACGCCGCUUGAUGUUGUGUUGUCAUAUCGUUGCCGUUUUGAUGGCCAUUGACUGCUGAGG